AAUUCGAAUUUCGAAUUGUUUACGAAAAAUAAAAGCCGUUGCGUGAUGAUCUCAAAUAAUAGGUUAAUCGAAAAUAUAAUUUGAAUUGUGACCUUUUCCUCGUGUGUGAUGUGAUAUCUUUUGAUUUUUGAAGCCUUGAAUAAUUCUGUGCAUGAACUUUAACUUCUGUAAUGUCUCCUGCGGAAAUCGACGCGCCAGGAGCUGGCCGAAAACUAAACCCGCGAAACAAUCCUGUUAUGUUCCAAAUAUUCCAAAACGUUCAAUAUAAUGUGGUGCAGCAUAAGAAAUACGUGAAGGAAAUGAAUAAACUAUACAGAAAGCUGGAUCAAGAUGUAUUUAGAGAAAGCUUCAAAAACGCUCUUCAUUAUCUAUUUACAUUUGGGGACACUAGUGCCAAUGUGGAUAGAGUUGUUGAAUUUGUUUCAACUUUCUGCACCAAACUUGAUGAUGAAGAAGAAUUCCUUAUGUUCAUUUUUGAAAUUAUUUUUGAUUGUCAAUGUGUAUCUGGUCAGUCUGUUAGAUACAGAGCGAGCCAGUUGCUGGCAGCUGUGCUUGCUGCUCUGGGGGAGGAUGCCUCAUUAGAUGAUGAUUUGUGUGACAAACUUCUUACAUCCCAGUUAGCACGUCUUGAAGAUACCCGCAGCGCGGUGCGGUGUCGCGCGGCUUUAGCGCUCCAAAGACUGCAGAAUCCGUCAGAGCCUCAUGACCCAGUCACCAGAUCUUACCGCUUUCAUAUGAGUUGCGACCCUAACUCUUCUGUCAGGAGGGCGAUAAUAAUGUCCAUAGCCAAGUGCAGGGACAAUGUGCCGUUCGUACUGGAGCGUCUCUGCGAUGUGGACGAAGCGGUGAGACGAGCUGCCUUCCUCUACGUGUCCGCCAUUAGCGUCACUCAGUUGAAAGUGAGGCAGCGCGUGCAUACACUGAAGGUGGGUUUAACUGAACGGAGUCCUCGAGUUCGUCGUGUGGUGGAAGAAAUCCUGAUACCGGCAUGGCUCGGCGCGUUCCAGGGCAACAUCAUAGAUCUGCUCAAAGCCAUCCGCCUAGACAACGCGCAAGACACCAAUGAUUCUCAGUAUGUCGCUGGGAAGCUUCUGAAGUCGCUUUUUGAACGUCUUGAAGUGUGGGAGUUGUUGAAGUGGCUCCCAACUGACAUCGAGCACCGCCUCAUACCAGCGGAGAAGCUCAACAAGGAGACGGCGUGGUACUGGCGCCACCUAGCGGAGCACUUGCAGGACGACGACGCGCUGGAGUCGGUGUUGCCAGAACUCGUCAAACUUACCGGAUAUAUACGAGUUAUAGUUGAGUCGCCUUGUCCAUCUGAGUCCGAAGACCCGGCGAUGUUUAAUCUGCGACAGUCGGUGCUGCGCGAGCUGGCCAGCAUGCUGCGCGUGUACGACGCGAGCGACCCGGCCGGCCGGGCAGCGCUCAAGGACCUCGUCACUGACACUCUCACUGGUGACUACGGGCCCCUGAGCGCGGACGUGAUCCGCGCGUUGGUGUCGGCGCUGGAGCUGGUGGUGCCGGACGUGGCGCUGCGCAUCGACAUCGUCUGCGGCAUCGUGUCGGCGCUGCGCGAGCCGCCCGACCUCGACCAGUCGAUGCAGCAGCCGCAGCCGCAGAUUGAGUCCACUGAAAUUAAAAUGCAGAGGGCCAGAUUGCGCGUAUCUCUAAAUGUUGCCAUAGAAGAGCAAGAAGAGGCGGUGAGGGAGGAAAAUUAUGCUCUGGCAGCUGAAUGUAAAGCUAAGGUAGCAGAUAUACAAAGAAGAAUUGAAGAAUUAAAUGUUCAAAUGCAACCGCCGCCGCACCAACCACGACCUUUGCCUACAAUCCGAGAGAAACAGUGUGACGCAGAUACUCUAAACAAAUGUCUGACCAUAUUGAACUGCGCGUUGGACACUCCUCAACUGAAAACAUCUACCCCACUGCUGGAGUUGACUUACAAAGAACUUGAGGUAGAAAUAUGGCAAAAUCCAGAUAUCCUGGAUAAUGCGCUGGAAACGGUGGCCCUGUUUGGAAUGCUUGACAAGGAGUUCGCAAGAGAUAACAAGUCGUUCUUCUUUACUAAUUUGGUGGACCUCACCCUGGAGUCAACAGUCUGUACAGCACUCAAGUGUGUAGUUGAUCUCUUCUGCGUGCACGGCGCAAGCGUCUUUGAGGAGAACACAGAAUCCAGAGCUGAUGCAUCGAAGAAACGGAACACUAAUCAUUCUGUGGAUACUUCUGAAGCUGAUGGUACUAUGAGUGAGACUUUAUCGACUCUGUCUACACACGGCGCAGUCAUUGAUUUACUGCUUGAUAUUUUGGAUAAAUCAUGCCCGUCGCAUAGACUCAUCAUAGUGGAAGGUCUGUGUCGGUUCAUAUACCUCGGCCACUUGGUGUCGCCGGCUAUCAUCAGCAGGCUAUUGCUGCUCUGGUUCAACCCUACUACAGUGGACGAAGAUUCUCUGCGACAGACUAUAGGCAUAUUCUUCCAAACGUUUCCAACUAGCGUGGAUGGGGCUCAAGAACAAAUACAGAAAGCAACUUUACCGACCCUAAGAGCUCUUGCCAACGCGCCGUCCAACUCUGCGAUAGCUGCGAUAGACCAAGAGGCGAUGGUAAAAUUUAUCGUGUCGCUCACGAGAGUCAAUCAUGAGCUCAUAGACAGCCAAGGCGCGAUGGCUGUAGUGCUGUGCGGGCACUUGGCGCGCCGGCCCGCGUGCUCCGAGGCGGCGCUGCUGUGCCGCAUGCUGGCGCUGCUGUCGCCGCCGCGGGACGCGCUCACCGCCUCCGACCUCGCCGUCACGCUGCGCGACUUGUGCCUGAAACUACCCGAUAAGCAGUCCUGUCGAAACCUGACUCGCUAUCUAGGGGCCUUGGAAGAACGCGCCAGCCUUAGUAAAGCUUCUAAUAUUGGUGUAGAAAGCACUAUUCAAGCAGAAGACACAAUAGACACUGUUGGCCGAAACACUUUAUCCUUACCCCAACCGCUCGCACGAAGCACUCACGUGGUUAUCAACGAGACUGUUCAAGAGGAACCAGAGAUAGAUGAAACCUCCCCCUCCGAGAUUGUAGCCACAGAUCCUGAAGAAGCUAGUUCAUCAGACAUAAGGAGAGAAGUAUCGGAGGUGGCUGCAGAUAAAGAUGGUUCAUCCUCCGAUGGCAGCGGAGUAUCCCCAGUGAAGAAAGCCAAAAUAGUUAAGGGCAAGAAAAAGAAGCUACCUGUCACAAAAGAUGAUGAUGACUUUAAAGAUAAAGGCAAACCGACAAAAGCAGCAAAACAGAAGCAAACAUCAAAGGGAAUCAAACGAAGUCGCUCGCAGCGUUCGCAAGAGAAUGUUGAAAGAGCUAAACCGAAUAGCAAAUCUAAAAAGAACCAGGUGGCAUCAAGAGAAGCAGUGCAACGGUCCCCCUCACCAGAUCGUCACAGCGUCACUGUCAGGAGAUCGUCUCGCGGAGAGCCAUCCAGCCCCAGCACAGACUCCAGUAGCUCCAGUAGAAGCAACAAUAAAAAUGGAAGAAAAGGUAACAAAGGUACGCAAGAGUCCCCGCCAAUGAACGAUCUGGACGUCUCCAACGUCACAAUCCGGCGGUCGACUCGCGGCGCGGUGUCUCCCGACACUCCUGACAGUGAUUCAAAUGGUUCCAAACAGGGCAAGAAGAACAAAAAAGGAAUUAAUAAAGCGAAUGAAGAACGUCGCACGACGCGCUCGUCGGCCGGAUCGAGAAGCAGCGGUGCUAGUUUCAUGCAAAACAACUCGGCUGAUGAAACGGAACUGCACACCAUUGUUUACGAUAAUGAUAUUGAACAAGAGUUGUUUAACGACUCAGAUGAGAUGCUGCAGAACAAAUCUCACAAACCAAACGUGACCAUAGAAGAGACACCAGACGCGAGCGAAGAGUCUGAAGUAGAGGAGGAAAUUCUACCGAAAGGAAAAGGGAAACGAACAUAAUGAAAUGUAGUGAAACUGAUUUACUUAUAUUAUUAUACUUAUAUAGUCAAAUAAAUUUACCACCAGGGCCUUUCUAGUAAUAAGAG
Molecule: messenger RNA, 4018 nt
Organism: Bicyclus anynana (squinting bush brown)
Lineage: Eukaryota; Metazoa; Arthropoda; Insecta; Lepidoptera; Nymphalidae
Gene: Cap-G
Product: condensin complex subunit 3
Exons: 29
Coding region: 171-3932 (1253 amino acids)
Biological process (GO): mitotic chromosome condensation
Cellular component (GO): cytoplasm; condensin complex; condensed chromosome
Source: RefSeq, a predicted model, not a curated record